AUGUUAGGAUCAAUUUUUCGUCUGAAAAAUAUCUAUUGUGAGAAUAAUAAAAUAUGGCAUAUUGAAAUGAAUUUAUGUAGUGAUAAUCAAUGCGAAUUACAAACGACCUUUUCACACAUGACAAAUCAAUAUGGCUCGAGUAGCACUAAAUUAACUUUAUUUGGAAGUGUUCUUAUUGAUAUGGCCAGUUUUGAUUAUGCUGAGAAAUAUUUGUGUCGAUUAUUAAAAAAAAUAUCAUCUGAGCAUAAAGACAGUUAUAAAUGUUAUCACGCACUUGGAAAAGUAUCAUUUGAAAAAGGAGAGUAUGAGACAAGUUUAGUUUAUCUUUUUAAAUCGCUUGAAAUUCUACAAGAAAGCAGAUCAAAUGAUUCUAGACUUGGAUACAUCUAUAAUAGUAUUGGUGAAGUUGAUCAAAAGAAAGGUGAAAUCAAAGAAGCACUGCAAUCAUACGAAAAAGCAUUAGAUAUUUUCAAGCAAACAUUUGCAGAUGAUCAUGAAAAUCUAGCUUGGUGUUAUAACAAUUUAGCUUUAAAUAUUAAACAGAGCAUACUUCCUAAUGGACAUCCUUGCUUGGGCAAUACAUACAACAAUCUUGGUAAUAUACAUUAUUUUCGUCAUGAAUAUGAACAAGAAUUAGAAAAAUAUCAAUUGACGUAUGAAAUUUUCAAAAAAUCUCUUACUCCUCGCCAUCCUUCAAUUGCCAGAGUACUUAAAAAUAUCGGUGUUGUUUAUGAAGUUAAAAAAGAUUUCAUUGAAGCUAAAAUACAUUAUGAAAAAGCACUUCAUAUUCGUAAACAGAUUUUCAAACCAGAACAUCCUGAUUUAAUUGAAAUUAGCAAAGAUAUCGAACGCAUAUCAUUACAUAUACAAUAA
Rotaria socialis is the source of this 873-nucleotide messenger RNA. NCBI's taxonomy places the organism in Eukaryota, Metazoa, Rotifera, Eurotatoria, Philodinida, Philodinidae. The record is from the annotation of a GenBank genome assembly.